AUGCUCUCAAUCGCGCUACUGUCACUGCGGACAUGUCCGCUCAAUGUGUCAAACGCCAUCAAACAGCGUUUCGCCCAGACACAAGAAAACGUGGAUAUUCUAUACCAGCUUUUUAGUGAAGCCCUCAAAUUCAAAAUUUACUGCGAGCGCAAUAUGAAUUCCAUUAUCUCUGUUUCACAGCAAUAUCUAUGGUCUUCAAAGCCAGAUGCACGUAAAUUCGGUGCAAAAUUGUUCAAAGAACUUUUUGUAGCUAUACCAAAACGAAGAGAGAUGACCAUGAGAGCAAUGUUGACACAUGCAGUACAAUCGGACAUGGAAUCAGAAGCUGUGCUCAUUGAGCUCACCACCCUUAUUGAUGAAAGUCCCGAAGCAGUGGAACCGUUCAUAAGGCUCAUAUCGGAAUAUUUCUUCGUUCUCGAACGCAUGUCAGUUGACAAUGUCAAAAGACUUUUUCGCGCAGUUUUUCGCCUAUAUGCUGCUAGGCCAUCGACUAUGUCGCAUAAGGAUAAUCUAAUCACAAUGAUUCCAUUGUGA
This is a messenger RNA of Cylicocyclus nassatus, 534 nucleotides long. NCBI's taxonomy places the organism in Eukaryota, Metazoa, Nematoda, Chromadorea, Rhabditida, Strongylidae. The record is from the annotation of a GenBank genome assembly.